Messenger RNA from Cicer arietinum (chickpea), 1238 nucleotides. RefSeq lists its product as uncharacterized. Gene Ontology annotation, molecular function: zinc ion binding. NCBI's taxonomy places the organism in Eukaryota, Viridiplantae, Streptophyta, Magnoliopsida, Fabales, Fabaceae. The record is from RefSeq and is a predicted model, not a curated record.
CAUAUUUCAAUCUCUUCACACUCUCUCUCUCUCUCUCUCUCUCUCUCUCUCUUUCUGUCUCAGUGGGUCUCUGUUUCUUCACUUCUUCACAAGCCGCAUAUUCUACUUGUUGCUGCACCCAAUCUGAAUCCAAAGAGAUGGUGGGUCAGAAUCUUUCACCAAAGGAAAAGAAUAGAGAUUGGAUUAGAGCUCUUAUGAAUAGUAGCUCUGGUUACUGUGAUGAUCAUCAUGAUCUUCGAUCUAAUGAGAAGAAUAGUUUCUGUGUAGAUUGUGCAGUUAGAUUGUGUAGGCACUGUAAGGAAGCUCAUUCCCUUCAUAGAAACUUUCAGAUAUACCGAUAUUCCUAUCAGGAUGUUUUUCGACAUUCCGAGUUGCAGAAGCAUUUUGAUUGCUCAAAGAUUCAGACUUACAUAUCAAAUAACGAAAGGAUUGUGCAUCUGAAACCCCGUCCUUCAAUCUAUAAAUCUAAAGCUUCUGAUCGAAGCCCUGAACCUAAAUCCAAAGAAAGCAACUUAUCAGCAAGACUUAAGUCUGGUGGUACUACAUGCGAAAAAUGUGGAAAACACAUACAAGAUGAGCGUAAUCGUUUCUGCUCCAUUACAUGCAAGAUCUCAUUGCUUCCCAUUGAGCCUCAAAGCCAAGGUCCAAUUCAUCACUCACAAAGGAGUUCAAUUGAUUCUAUCAACAAAAUUGGUAGAUGCACCAUCACUCAAAAACCUGAAACUAUUGACUUUACUAUGACUGAUAACCAUAAUUCUUCGGAACCGGAGUCGUCUAUCUCUGAAGCCGAGCCGUGUGGAUGGGUUGAAGUUGUGAAUUUCAGAAAGCGCCCAAGAAAAACCAUCCCUCAGAGGCCUCUCUUUGUUUUCAUUUCUUAGAAGUUAUCACUAUCACUACUUACUCUACUAUCUCCUUUGAUUUUUGCUUUCAACUAAUCAUUUUUGGAUAUUAAGAUAUCUUGAACAUUUAAGGGAAACUCAACUCCAUUAUACCCCAUAUUGGGCUUGAAGUAUAAAUUGAGGGGUUUGAGGUACAGUGGCUAUGAGAAAAGUAACUGGCUGAGCUUGUACAGUACAGCUUAAAACAAUUUAGUAUUUUUUUUUUUUAUAAUCAAAUGUUACUAUAUUAGUUGUUAUAUUAGUAUUUUCUUCUUCACUGCAUUACUAUAGUAUUGACACUCAUAAUUUUAUCACUAUCUUUUGGAAUUCAUCUCACUUUUGUGCAUGUAUGCACUCUAA